GAUUAAUUUUUAGUUUCCACUUUUCGCUCAAUUUUAGCUUCCGUAAAUUUUAAAUUCUACGCUCACUCAAAUCCAUUGUUGUAGUGAUUACUGAUUAGGUUGAAGUGAUCCAUAUUCGAUAAAAUAAAUUAGUAUUUGAAAACUGAAGGCGCCAAGAAUUCUCGCUUUCCAUUCUUAUACCAUUCUCAACCUGGAAAGCUGAUUUCAACGGAAUCAUGGACGAGCAACUAGGAGCUAUACUGGACGACGCCGAUCUACAUCGCGGACUUGGACUAAACGAUACGCCUCUGAUGGAAUCCAAUACCGCGGAAGAACCACCACAAAUGGAUGCACCAAAUAGCGGCGAGAAUUUGGUUUCUUUAUCUUCCCUCCCCGCAGUUGAUGAUAAACUGGGACAUUUGUGCAUUGUUCUCAGUCCACAAGUCCGAAGACAGCUGAUGCGAGGAGAGCCCUUGAUCGUGGGAACCAGUACUGCUUCUGUUGAGGCCUUUUUUCAUCGUCUUAUUUCUGUAUGCCAGAUGGGUGCUCACAUGCCAGUAAUGUUCCAAACGCUGGGCGGAGCUGUGACAGUUGCAAACAUCAAGAAGCGAAAGCACGGAAUCAUAUCGAAGCCUGCUGCUGAUCGAUACCCUAUUCCCAGAAUGGGUACCAUUGUACCUCCAACAAAAAAGGCCAAAACGUCCAGGUCAGCGGAAACUGACUCCCUCAUCCCGACAAAUUCGGCGCCUGAACGCGUACUCGAAGUGCCUGAAAUCGCCAACGCAGGAGUAGAACAGGAAUCUGACAAUGCGGCUGGAAACAAGACUUUCUCCGAAAAAAACGAAAUCCCAUUGGAAGCUAUUCGACUGUAUCUGAAGCAAAAGUGCUACUAUCCUGGAUGGAAUCCCAAUGCAAAGAGAAAUCUCAGAAAGCGGUGUAAGGAUUUCGAAUUGGAUUCGGACGGGACGCUGUUGUAUAAAACCAAAAAUGACUAUCACCUGAUAUGCGUAGAAGACCGUGCGCAACGGAUGAACCUGAUAUGGGAAUCCCAUGUAGUGGAUCACAAGCGACGGGACGGAUUACUAGCUGUUCUAAAGGAAAAAUACUACUGGAAAGGGAUGUUUCAGGAUGUCAACAAAGUGCUCGAUAGUUGCGAGGUUUGCGCAGGGCAUCGGGACGGGAAAGCUCGCAGGGAAGCAUUCGUAGAAGAAGCGAAACAGGCUGAAGACGAUGUUGUAAAUGUGGACAGUGACCCAACGUAUUCCGUGGAAAAGUUCCCCGAAACCUCUGAAGUGCAGCUCUUAGGGCAGUUUUUACCCGACGGUUUCCAGUGAUUUGCUAUCCUGCUACAGUUACUGUGCUUUGCCGACCUGGUUCGUUUACGUCUACAAUGGACGAUCGGGUAUCGACGUAAUCUGCACCAUCUUCAUUCCGAUGUAACAUCAUCGUGUUCGGCAGUUCUUCUACGGUUGUAGUUGACGUUUGCUUUGCCUGUUCUUUCUGCAUUUGUUGCCAAGGCCAACUUCCCGAUGGCUUUUUAGGCAAAGGAUCUCUUUCGGGAGGUAUCUGGGACGAUUCUGUAAGGGUCACCGAAGGCCAUAUCAUUUUCUGUACGAGUAUUUUAUACAUUAACAGUGCCAUUAAUUUCACUUAUGCGUCAAUGCGACCGCACGCAACAGAUACUGACCAUAAGCUUCGUAUUGUGCCGAUCUGGAAUAGUCCAAGGGAGAACUAACUGUGGCACGGUCAGGAUUUAGUUCAGCGCUUUCAACAGCAUGCACUCGCUUGGGUCCAAAAUCAUAAAAACUUAUGGAUUGAGGAGGUCCCUCUUCGCCUGACCGAAGAAAACCGGCAGCAAGAUGGUCGGUCACGUCACUCGUUAGGUGCUCUUUAUGGUCGAGAGCCGGGUGUUGGCGAAUAGGCGGUGACGUAUGCAAGAUUCCUGGUUCUAAACCGAAUCAGUUGAAAAGCGGAAAAUUAUUUAUUCUGAGUCAGUUUCAAUAAUUUUUUGGUAAGUCUAUUUCCCCUUAUGGGCACUGACCACCAGCAUGCCAAACAGACUAACCUGAUGUGCCGAUAUCGACAUCUUCCGAAGCUGUAUCGAAUCGCAUGUCCCCAUCGGAUGAAACUUUGAGCAAUGGAUUAUACGUUUCCGGUUCAACUGUCUUAUCCGGACGCUCCAGCUCCGCCUUCUCCUUUUCAAUCUGCAAUUCCUUCCAGGGCCACGUUCCCGAAGGCGAUUUCGGUAAGCGAAAAUCUUUGUCUUGAAAAUUCUUAUCGUCGGCAUCUUUGACCUCU
This is a messenger RNA of Paramacrobiotus metropolitanus, 2277 nucleotides long. RefSeq lists its product as uncharacterized. Bases 216 to 1313 code for a protein of 365 amino acids. The transcript has 10 exons. Lineage: Eukaryota; Metazoa; Tardigrada; Eutardigrada; Parachela; Macrobiotidae. The record is from RefSeq and is a predicted model, not a curated record.